UCUCUCUUUCCCACUCACAAUUCAAUUCAAAUUCAAAACCCUAAUUUCUCUAAUUUCCCUAAUUUUCUUUUCGUUUUCUCAAAUUUUCUCGCGAAAAUGUCAGGUCGUGGAAAGGGAGGUAAGGGAUUGGGAAAGGGAGGUGCAAAGAGGCAUAGAAAGGUUCUUCGUGAUAACAUCCAGGGUAUCACCAAGCCUGCCAUUCGUAGAUUGGCGAGAAGAGGUGGUGUGAAGAGAAUCAGUGGUUUGAUAUAUGAAGAAACCAGAGGUGUCUUGAAGAUCUUCUUGGAGAAUGUGAUCCGUGAUGCAGUUACAUACACUGAGCACGCAAGGAGGAAGACUGUGACAGCCAUGGAUGUUGUCUAUGCUUUGAAGAGACAGGGAAGAACCCUCUAUGGUUUUGGAGGUUGAAGAAGACAGAAGAAACACUCUUUAGUUUAUUUGUUAUUUUCUUUUGCCUUAGACUUGUAAUUGCACAUUAGAAAGCUUCAUUGAUGUUUAGGGUAAUAUGUGACAAUUGAUUCUCAAUUAGAUCGAAGCUUAUUCAGUUUAUUUGAAAUAUAAUGAAAUGAAGUACUUUUUCA
Molecule: messenger RNA, 581 nt
Organism: Medicago truncatula (barrel medic)
Lineage: Eukaryota; Viridiplantae; Streptophyta; Magnoliopsida; Fabales; Fabaceae
Product: histone H4
Exons: 1
Coding region: 97-408 (103 amino acids)
Cellular component (GO): nucleosome
Molecular function (GO): protein heterodimerization activity; DNA binding; structural constituent of chromatin
Source: RefSeq, a predicted model, not a curated record